Messenger RNA from Syngnathoides biaculeatus (alligator pipefish), 2577 nucleotides. It is a transcript of the gene stx2b, whose product is annotated as syntaxin 2b. Gene Ontology annotation, cellular component: synaptic vesicle; plasma membrane; SNARE complex. The record is from RefSeq and is a predicted model, not a curated record. Lineage: Eukaryota; Metazoa; Chordata; Actinopteri; Syngnathiformes; Syngnathidae. The coding region runs from base 282 to 1241 and encodes 319 amino acids. Gene Ontology annotation, biological process: synaptic vesicle fusion to presynaptic active zone membrane; exocytosis; intracellular protein transport. Gene Ontology annotation, molecular function: SNAP receptor activity; SNARE binding. The transcript has 10 exons.
ACCGUCCGCGCUAUCAGAAAUGUGAAGCGCGCCACAUCAUUUGCACGAUGAGCAGCUUUUGGAUCCGAUCGAAGUCGCGCGGGUUUCACCUUGGGGGAGGGACGCGAAAAGACCCGAGCAGUUGCGGAAAAUCUUCCGCGUCAGACAGUCAAGUGGAAAGGGAAUUCUAUUUUGUUGGAGGCUCGUCGAGGGUCGAAAGGCGAAGGUGAGGAUGAUGAUGCAGGAGAGACUAUCGACAGAGUAAAGCGAUCAAGUGUUGAGGAGACGAGCUGGCUUUUGCGAUGAAGGAUCGUCUGGCCGAUCUGACCGCCAGGAGAGCAUCGGCGGACGAAGAUGGGCUCGCUGUGCCGGUGGAGCGAGAAGGUUUGAUGGAGGGUUUCUUCAGGAGGGUGGAGGAGCUUCGAGCGCUGAUCGACCGGAUCCACGUCCAAGUGCAAGACAUGAAGAAGGUGCACAGCAUGAUGCUGUCUGCGCCGCACCCGGAUGACAAAACAAAAGAUCGUCUUCACGCCCUGACCAGCGAUAUCAAGGGCAAUGCCACGGUGGUGCGGACAAAGCUGAAAUGUGAGUCCGCUUCCAAAGGCGUUGCGCUCCCACGCAGGGCACAAGUCAUUAACGUCUGCGCUUCUUGCACCCAAGCCAUGGAGCAGAACAUGCCCAAAGAUGAGGCGGCCGAGGCAUCCUCCGUCGGCUUCAGGAUCCAGAAAACACAGCACAUGGUGCUGUCCAGGAAGUUUGUGGAGGUCAUGACCCAGUACAACGAGACACAAGUUUCUUUUCGGGAGCGAAGCAAAGGACGGAUCCAAAGACAUCUGGAAAUAACUGGACGGGUGACCACCAAUGAAGAACUGGAAGACAUGCUAGAGAGUGGAAUUCCAUCCAUCUUCACAUCUGAGAUCAUUUCGGACUCCAAGAUCGCACGUCAGGUGGUGGAUGAGAUCGAAUCACGCCACCAGGACAUCAUUCGAUUGGAGUCCAGCAUUCGAGAGCUGCACGCCAUGUUCAUGGACAUGGCAACGCUGGUCGAAACUCAGGGAGAAAUGGUCAACAACAUCGAGAGCAACGUUUCCAAUGCAGCUGAAUACAUUUGCCGAGCUAAAGAAGAAACCAAAAAGGCCGUAAGAUACCAGAAAAAAUCCAGGCGGAAAUUGAUCAUCCUUGCCUUUGCUUUGCUGAUCCUGCUUGCCGUCAUUGCCUUGAUUGUGGGCUUGUCCGUCGGACUGACCAAACCCCCUGCUUGACGCGCCGAUCAGAGAAUAAGAGACCACUCUGCUUUCCUGUGAGUGGAGUUGCGAGUGUCCUCAUUUUCCUCAUUGCACGAGUUGGCGUCUUCGGGUGAAGGAUUACGUGGGUCACGACCUCACAGUAAUCUCUUGUUCCUGUACUGAUCACGUUUCCAAUAGCGCCGUCUCAUUGACCUUGUAACCGCAUUACAGGAAGCAACCCAAUCAAGUAUGACAAGUUGUCUUGUUUUUCAUCUUUGCAGCAGGAACACAAAAACCUCGUGACCGCACUCAACCUCACUGGCCUCAACAUUAGCUACCACUGCGCCUUCAAACAAGAUUUAAACAAAAACUGUUGAAAUUCUGAGUCUAAAAAGUCAUUUGAUGACAAAAUGUCUGCCAUCAUCAGAAAGCGGAGACGUAUUGAUGUAAUCCAACGUGAUUCAGCUCCUCCAUUGGAUUCCAUUGUGCAAGUGUGCCUAAUGUUGCGGCUCUCCAGUCUAGAGUUCUGUGAUGAAACCAGUGCUGACAGAUUUGUGGGUAUUUUGGAACACUGAUAUAUUGUAGAUCCAUUUAAAACAACAAAAAAAAGGUCUGUUGGACCUUUCUUCUUUUGUGAUAAUAUUCUAGUUUAGAAAUGCAGAAAACAGCCUUUUGACUAACAUCCACCGACCGUAGCAUAAAGACAAAACAACAACAAAAGCACGUUUGCAAGAAUGAGGUUUAUGUGGCAGACUUCUGUUGUCCUGAUUUUUCGCCGAUGUGCGAGACCAACAACAAAACGAGUCACCAUCAGGCCAGCCCAAAUGUUUCAUAAGCUCACUUGAGCUUUUUGGGCUUUGGCAAAGCAAUUAUUGACUCAGAGUCACCCAAAGUGAAUACGAGUGUGUUUAUAUCUCAGGAUCUUGUUUGUUUGCAACACUUUUUGAAAAGAAGGAAUGUUCCUUUUGUGUCAGAUUGUCCACCUGCGAUUGAGCAUUAUUCAUAUGCUUAGCUUAACUUAGCACAUAUGUGAACUUAGAACUCAAAAAUGUGAAUUUGUGCCUUCUCUAUACCUGAUUAAAGCAUUUUUCAUUGGGAACGCGAUGUGGGAAAGGUGUGUAAAAAUAUUUUUGAUGUCAUUGCUAGGGCACAUUUUACUCAUUGUGGGAAAAACAAUCAUUUAUAUUGCUUCAAUCUUGUGAAUUAUAUUUUGUAUCAAAGUUGAGUGAAAAAUGUGAAUAAAAAUGAAAUAGUUUCAAAACAUUACUUUCGCCAUUAUGUCCACAUGAGGUCACGAUGCCCAUCAGUUGAUCAAAAAUAAGGCUGAGGUUUUAUUUCCCCAAAACAUUGAAUAUUAUUGUAAGAUUGUGAA